UACGACUCUCUUCCCCAAAUAAAGAGACCAGAAACCCUAAUUUUUUAAUUUCCCAUUUUCUUCGUCUUCUGUGAUAUCCCAUUUCCAAAAACAUUCCAUCUCCGCUUCAAACGAAGAAGAAGAAGAAGACGUGUUUGGAUUCUUUCGAUUCCUCGGUGGUCACUGUAACCGUCUCCGGGAAAAAUGGCGAGGCCGUCGUCGGCUUCGGCGGCGGCGAAGCUUCCGGCAAUCAAGCCGGAGGAUUACGCUCACAGUCCCGUCCACUACGCUGUCGUUCUGGGAGAUCACGCCUCUCUCACCCGCCUGGUCUCUUCCUUGCCCAAACUCGCUGAUCCGGAGCAGAUCCGAACCGAGUCCGACUCACUGAGCCAGGAGCGAGUGGCGGAGCGGAUCUCUUCCGUGCUCGACCGCCGCGACGUUACCUUCCGGGAGACGCCGCUCCACCUCGCCGUGAGGCUCAACGAUGUAUACGCCGCGAGGACCAUCGCCUCCGCUGGGGCCGACAUUUCGCUCCAGAACGCCGCCGGGUGGAAUCCCCUGCAGGAGGCGCUGUGUCGCCGGAACUCGGAGGUGACUCAGGUACUUCUCCGGCAUCACCAUCGCUUGGCGUGGUGCAAAUGGCGGCGUAGGCUGCCGCGAUUGAUCGCCGUGCUCCACCGGAUGAGGGAUUUCUACAUGGAGAUGUCCUUCCACUUCGAGAGUUCAGUGAUUCCUUUCGUUGGGAAAAUCGCUCCAUCGGACACCUACAAGAUCUGGAAACGCGACGGAAACCUACGCGCCGACACUUCCUUGGCCGGAUUCGACGGCUUGAAAAUCCAACGAGCGGAUCAGAGCUUCCUCUUCCUCGGCGACGGCGACGAAUCCCUAGACAUAUCUCCUGGUUCAUUGCUCGUACUGAACCGAGACGACCGCAAAAUCUUCGACGCCUUCGAGAGCGCCGGAGCUCCGAUCAGCGACCCCGAUAUCGCCGGAUUCUGCUCUCAGUCAAGCGUUUACCGUCCAGGAAUGGACGUCACCAAAGCAGAGCUCGUAGGCCGUACGAAUUGGCGACGGCAAGAGAAAACAGAAUCAGUCGGAGAAUGGAAAGCGAAGGUCUAUGAAGUCCAGAACGUGACGUUCAGUUUCCGGUCCCGGAAAGUCAUCGCCGGCGAGAACGACGUCGCCGGGAGCGAGCAGGUUCUUCCUCUAGAGCUCGACGAGGAUGACGACGGUUUCUUAGUUGCUGAGAACCCAAGCUUCUUAGCGCCGGUACCACCACCGUCCACGCAGCCAGCGCGGCCGCAGCGACGGCACAGCAGUUUCGUGAGGGAGGACAGAGAUUGGAUCUCCGUCGGAAGGCAGAGCGUCGACGUUUACCCCUCGGCCGCACAAUUCCAGCCGCCGAGAAGGUCCAUUAGCAUCGCCGCACCCUCGACGGUUCCGGUGGCUCCGCCGCCGCAGACGAAGGAGAAGGAGUUCGUGAAGAGCCUUCGUCCAUCCGUCUGGUUAACGGACCACUUCCCGUUGAAGACUGAAGACCUGCUUCCAUUGCUCGAUAUCUUAGCCAGCAAGGUGAAAGCAGUCCGGAGAAUGCGGGAGCUUCUCACAACCAAGUUCCCGCCGGGAACUUUUCCGGUCAAGUUGUCGAUCCCGGUGGUCCCCACAGUCAAAGUAGUCAUCACAUUCACCAAGUUCGUGGAUCUCCCGCCACUGGAACAGUUCUACACACCACUCUCGAGCCCGAGUCUCCUCCUCGUCGCCGGAGACGAGCAUUCCGGCGAAGAAGACAGCCGGAUCUCGACGUCGAGACCGUCGUUCUCAGCAUCGUCAUGGCUGAGACGGAGCAGCAGCCAAUCGGUGUGGAAGACGACAUCGACGAGCAGCAAGAUCUCGAAGAGACCAGAGGAAGAGUCGGAUCCAUUUGUUAUACCGAGUGGGUAUAAGUGGACGAGCAUCGCCGAUAAAUCAGGUAAUAAUAAGAUGAAGAGAUCUAAAUCCACCAGGAGAUCUAAGUAAAAAAAACGUUUGUAGAUUUUUGAAAAUGGGGAUUAGUGGAUAUAGAGUUUUAAUUGAUGACAUGGCAUGUGGUUUUUUUUUAAAGAGUUCACAAAUUAGUAUUUGAAAUUUGACACAUCACCAUCUUAUCAAUGGAGAAACCCCACACAUGGAUCUUUGAUUCUAAAGGAUUACAAACUAA
Messenger RNA from Tarenaya hassleriana, 2176 nucleotides. RefSeq names its product ankyrin repeat domain-containing protein 13C. Bases 184 to 1995 code for a protein of 603 amino acids. Gene Ontology annotation, cellular component: cytoplasm. Gene Ontology annotation, molecular function: protein binding. NCBI's taxonomy places the organism in Eukaryota, Viridiplantae, Streptophyta, Magnoliopsida, Brassicales, Cleomaceae. The transcript is spliced from 3 exons. The record is from RefSeq and is a predicted model, not a curated record.